Molecule: messenger RNA, 2094 nt
Organism: Capronia coronata CBS 617.96
Lineage: Eukaryota; Fungi; Ascomycota; Eurotiomycetes; Chaetothyriales; Herpotrichiellaceae
Exons: 1
Coding region: 1-2094 (697 amino acids)
Biological process (GO): cellular response to X-ray; cellular response to gamma radiation; DNA recombination
Cellular component (GO): Ku70:Ku80 complex; nucleus
Molecular function (GO): double-stranded DNA binding; telomeric repeat DNA binding; damaged DNA binding
Source: RefSeq, a predicted model, not a curated record
AUGGACAAAGAAGCAACAAUCUACGUUAUCGACCUGGCCAAGUCCAUGGGUGAGAAGCACGCUGGCAGGAGCAUAAGUGAUCUUGACUGGGCCCUUCAGUACGUAUGGGACAAGAUUACAAGCGCCGUCUUUACGGGCCGUAAAACGCUUCAAAUCGGUAUCGUGGGGGUUGGGACAGACCAUACCUCCAACCCCAUGGCAAAGGGGGCUGAUGGCUACAAUCAUAUCAGCAUUCUCCAACCUAUUUCGCAGAUAUUGCUGCCGCAGCUGCAAGCAUUGCCGGACCUGCUACGACCUAGCAAGACCGACGAUCGUGAUGUCCUUUCUGCCAUAAUCAUUGCCGGUGACAUGAUGACGCAGCAUUGCAGAGACCUGAAGUACAAGAAGACGAUUGUAUUGAUUACGAACGCUACGGGGAAUAUCGAUGACGACGAUGUUGAAAAGACCGCCAAUUUUUUCAAGCGCGAGAAAAUUGAAUUGGUUGUAUUGGGCAUUGACUUUGAUGACCGGGAUUAUGGGGCCAAGGAAGAGGACAAAUCACCUUUGAAGCGGAAGAAUGAGGAGAUCCUGAAGAAGAUGGUCGAUCUGGGAGGAGGUGAGGUUGUAGCCAUGCAGGAAGCCAUUGAUGCUCUGUCGAUACCGGAUAUCAGACCUGUCAGACCUACUCCGACCUACAAAGGCCAACUGAGACUGGGUGAUCCGGAACGAUAUGACACUGCACUGUCUAUUGAUGUGGAGAGGUACUUCAAAACAUCCAUCAAGAGACCGCCGACCGCCAGUGCAUAUGCAGUCCGUGAGGAUGGCCCUCCCGAUGAAGGGCUGAGCACGGUUCACAACUUGUACAAGUACAAGGUCAAGGAUGAUGACUCCAGUGGGGGCACGCGAGACGUCGAUCGCGACGAGUUGGCCAAAGGGUUCGAGUACGGUCGCACGGCAGUUGCCAUAUCAGAUUCGGAACAAAACAUCACCAAGCUCGAGACUCGAAUGGGAUACGACAUCUUGGGUUUCAUUCCCAUCCAACAUGUGGAACGCUACAUGAUGCUCGACAACUCAAGCAUGAUUGUUGGGCAAAAGGGUAACGACAGAGCUGCCAUUGCCUUAUCCUCAUUGGUCCAUGCCCUUCAUGAGGUUGAGUCGGUCGCUGUUGGCAGGCUUGUGAAGAAAGAUAUGGCGGAGCCCAUUAUCACACUGCUCUCGCCACUUGUCGCCAAAGACGUGGAAUGUCUAAUCGAAAAUAUCCUUCCCUUUGCCGAGGAUGUCCGAUCGUAUCGGUUUCCAGCCCUGGACAAAGUACUUACGGUCUCCGGAAAGGAGAUCACGCAGCACCGCAACCUGCCAUCCGAAGAUUUGUUGCAAAGCAUGAGCGAUUUUGUUGACAGUAUGAGCUUGGUGCAUGGUAAUGAGGAGCAGAUGAGUAUAGAUGAAACAUUCUCGCCAGUUCUGCAUACGAUCGAAGGAGCUAUCAAGUAUCGAGCCCUACAUCCGACAGGCGGUAUUCCAGAGACACCGGAAGCAUUCCUUGCAUAUUCGCGGCAACCCGAAGAUCUUCAAGAGCAGAGUAAAGGGGCGCUGACUAGGCUGAUGGCUGCCGCGGAUGUCAAAAAGGUUCCCCCUAGGACUAAAGGCCGCAGGAAGUACCGAGAAACUGAGAAACCCUUGUCGGGACUCAAUGUGGAGGAUCUCUUCCGUAAUGAAAAACGCACUCAGAUUUCACCCGAUAAUGCGAUCCCGGAAUUUAAGCAGAUCAUGCAGCAUUCGGACGACAUGAAGCGGGUGAAGGAUGGCAUCCAGCAACUGGCUUCAAUCCUACAGAAUUGGGUUUCCAAAAGCUUUGGAGAUGCCAAUUAUGACCGAGUGGUAGAAGGGCUCGGUGUGCUGCGGCAGGAGAUGCUCGAGCUUGAGGAACCAACCUUUUACAAUGAUGUUCUGCGCGACCUGAAAAAGAAGCUGGUUGCUGGGAAGCUGGGCAGCAACCGAAAUGACCUGUGGUACAGAAUUCGAAUCAGCAAGCUGGGUUUGAUCACACACGAAGUUUCGCAGUUUUCAGAUGUCAGCCAAGCAGAUGCAGACGCGUUCAUGAGCCUGAAGGCGUGA